Ilex paraguariensis (yerba mate) is the source of this 302-nucleotide messenger RNA. Lineage: Eukaryota; Viridiplantae; Streptophyta; Magnoliopsida; Aquifoliales; Aquifoliaceae. The record is from the annotation of a GenBank genome assembly.
GCAAUAACCCAGAAAGUGACGCUGUUCGAGGCCUGGUGCUCGAGGUUAGGAGGGCGCUAAGCGGUGCUGGAGGCAGAGGCGCUCAUAGUGAAGGCAGCUCCAGUGAUAGAGACAGGUGUCAACUGGGUGACGACUCUCACAUCCUCAGUUCAGGCGACAUUUGCCAAAUGGGGAGCAAGGCUAUGGAGGGCGCCUCUAUAGGCGAGAGAGUCAUCGACAGGGAGGCAGGCGAGAUUGGUAGGGAGAUAGAUGAGACUGGGUUGGGCGUGCCUAUCAGCCCAAGCCUCCGCUCCAUGGACUAA